Folsomia candida is the source of this 3393-nucleotide messenger RNA. RefSeq names its product calcium-activated chloride channel regulator 1. The coding region runs from base 128 to 3103 and encodes 991 amino acids. The transcript is spliced from 11 exons. Lineage: Eukaryota; Metazoa; Arthropoda; Collembola; Entomobryomorpha; Isotomidae. The record is from RefSeq and is a predicted model, not a curated record.
AGCUGGAAAUUAUUCCUAAAUAUUCCAGCGGUGACGGCAUAUUCACAAAUCAACAUUUUCAUUUUUACUUUUUUUCAAUUGUUUCAUUUUUAAUCCAGUAGUAGUUCAGAUAGUGCAUUUGUUCAUUAUGAUAUCGCGUUUAAUUUUCGCCAUCCUAGUCCCUGGCAUUCUGAGCUGUUCGAAUGCAGUCUAUAUUUCUAGGGCGGGCGGAUACGACUUGGUGAUUGCCGUCGAUGAAUCAACUCCACCCCCAACCAAUUUUGGUGUAGGAGUUCAAGGUGUCCCAAAGUUUCUCAACAAUUUGCAGCAAGUAUUCACACAAUUCUCAAAUCAAUUGUGGCUCAGCACCAGGAAAAAGUUUCACAUCAAUUCUGUCGAGUUAUUGAUUCCACAAAAUUGGGCAACAGAUGCGACCACUGCCACCAUACAAACCUAUGCAACUGCAGAUAUCAAAAUUUCCAAUGAUUUUGACGCUGCAAGAGUGGAAAAUCCUAUCCCUUGUGGGGCUGCAGGGCAACACAUUGAACUUCCGACUGAUUUUUUCUCGGAAAUGGAUCAUGUAACUCCGCCUAAAUACGGCGAUCCAGUUAGAGCCAUAUUAAACUUAUUUGCUCGAUACCGUUAUGGCACUAAUGAGGAACACGGGGACAUUGGAACUGGCCAAUUUCCAUACUUUCACGUUAAGCCAUCAGUAAAUCCUGUCUGGACUGUUACAGGAUGUUCUGAAAAUUUAGAAGGUGACAUUCUGACCAGACAAGGACAAUCAAGCCCCGACUGCGACCCUAAAUCCAACGAUGGGCCAAACAGUGAAAAAUGCAGAUUUAUUCCAUCUGCAACUAAUUCGGUCAACACGUCUCUCAACUUCUUUCCAUGGGCAAAUGAUGUGACGGAAUUUUGCGAUGAAACAACUCACAACCAUGAAGCACCAAAUCGACACAAUCUGUGGUGUGGUCAUCGAAGUGUUUGGGAAGUUAUUAGAGAGAGUGAUGACUAUUAUCAGACGGUUGGCAGACCACUCGAUGACUUGCCCGAUAUGACUUUUAAGGUUGUCAAAAAUUCUCAGAAGCCGUUGCUGUAUAUUUUGCUUGACAAGGGGAGAACUUCCACAUCAUCCGAAAUCUUGGAUCAAAUUGUCCAAUGUCUACAAGCUUUUGUGAGUGACACCAAUCUUCCUCAAGAUAUCGUUACGGCUAUCGGAACGUUUCCCCAGAGUAGUAGUGACAGAAGCCACUUUUAUGUUAAUGAAGAGGGUGAAUGGUCAACAAUCCAGUCAGGAUCCGCAAAGUUUUCAAACGUCAUUCAAACCACUUUGGAACAUUACGAUGGUCCAGUUGUCCGUGACUUUGGCCUUGCUAUCCAAGAAGUCGUAGAGAAAAUACGUGCCAGAAGACAUGCGGCGGGCUCAAUUGUACUUGUGGUCAAGAGAGGCGCAACGCAAAAUGGUUUCGAGCAUAGCACCUACUUUGGGGACGUUCUUUCAUCCAUCCAAGAUCAAAAUCUGCGCUUGUUUGCAAUCGAAAUUCAACAAAGUCAGAAAACGCCAUAUGUGAAUCUCGAACAACUUGUUUCUCUCACGGAUGGGCAGCAUCAUGUCGUCAAUGGAACAACAGAUGUCAAGGCUAAACUUGACACAUUUUUGAACGUUGUUAAAAAAGAAUUUGAUAACGCUGUGGAGCCUGGAAUAAACAGAAAAUUUACGGUAUUCAAAGGAUUUGUUCCACUCCGAAGUGAAAUUGGGAUUCCGAUUCUUGAUGCAAAUAUCAAAUCCCUUGUGCUUUGCUUGACAAUCAAGAAAUACAUUUCUGAAGGUGAUGUUGAAAUUCGACAAGUUGAAGGACCCCCAAUAAGCUUUGAAACAAUUCGAAAUGACGAAUGGAACGAAGUAUCGGACGGAUCUAGGCGAACAGUUAUGAUCGCCAGAAUUGAGAACCCUCCAAAGGACUCCAAAUUUGACGUCCAUAUCACAAAUUGUUCCUCACAAGUAUCCGAUGAUUGUGUUGCCUUUUUGGUUGCAAGUGUCGAAACGGCUGACCCCGAAAAUCCUAGCAAUUCGUUGGACAUUCAAGUUGACACAUCGGCAGAGAAUAAUUACUUUGAUUUCGACCGUAGAGGUGCAAAAAUUGUCCCCUUGUCAAUCUUUGCUACAAUUGAGUCAGGUGGAAAGAGGGUGCUCAAUUUAGAAAAUGUAGAAGCUACAAUAAUUUUUGAAAAUUUGAGAGAAUAUACGAUUCCAUUAUUCGAUGACGGAUCUGGUCUUCCGGACGUUUCGGCAAAUGAUGGCAUUUACUCUUCGACUUUCACCCCUCCCCAAAAUGGAGUUUACAAAAUUUCAGUCUCAGUCUACCACCAAGUUGCUCUUAACCAAGUUUCCGAAGGCGACGAAGAAACCGUGAAUUUAUUGGGACGUCUCAUUCCAAUGGAUCAAUCUCAAUUUGGUUGUGCUUCGAGUUCUAAUCCAAGAUGCAGAUCAGCACAAAUCGGAGGCUACUUGGGUCGCUCCGAAAAUAUGCUCGGGACACUGUUGGUUGAGAAUGCGAUUACAUUUUCUCCACGACCUGUACGAAUUUUGGAUUUCACAGUGACUCGCUUACAAGGAUCCGAAGUGCAGUUUGGAUUCACAUCUCCGAAAAUAUUAGGAAUUGACAAUGCUAGAGCUGAAUGGUAUCAAAUUUACUUGGCUUCAAGCGUCGACAAGUUUGUAGGAGGAAUAGAUAAUUCGCUGCAUAUUGUUUCGGAAGAGGGUGUCCUUCCUGGUACUGUAGUAAAUGUAAAGUACGACUUUCGUGAUUACAACGAGAGUAGGGCAUUCUUUGCAGUAGUAGCCACAUUCAGAACGCAGACGUCUGAACCUUCGAAUGUUGCUGGGAUCGCCCUAAGAGAAGAGUAUGAGACAACAACAACGAUUAUAACCACACCCAUCAACACGCCUGCCCCAUCGACGACACCAGAAGCCAUUACACCGACUAAAAAGCCCUGGGUGAAAACUCCGGCCGGAAUCGGGACGAUAGUAGGAAUUGUUGUACUAGCAGUGAUUCUAGUUGUUGGGAUAUUCCAAUGUAUCCGAACCAGAAAACCUUCAGAAGGCAGAACUAUUUUUGCCUAGUCUAAUUAUAUAAGGUUUCAGUACAAUUUUCCCAAUCAACUCAUUUAUUUCUCGUAUAAUUUAAUAUUUAAACCUUAAUUGGACCUGUCAGUUUACAAAAUUCGGCAAUUUUAUACUCAAUUUAUACACAUUUACUAUUUUGACUCAUGUUCCCUCGCAUUUGGAUAAGGUGUUAUUAAUUUACACACUUUAUUUUGUAAAAUACAAGACUGUACAAUACUUUUUGUAUAAAUUGUUAAUAAAAUAAUUACAAUUUAAUCCGACUAGGAAAUACCAUAAAAUCGCAAAAA